Micropterus salmoides (largemouth bass) is the source of this 3444-nucleotide messenger RNA. Its product is annotated as endosomal/lysosomal potassium channel TMEM175-like. Gene Ontology annotation, molecular function: proton channel activity; potassium ion leak channel activity. NCBI's taxonomy places the organism in Eukaryota, Metazoa, Chordata, Actinopteri, Centrarchiformes, Centrarchidae. Bases 1 to 1566 code for a protein of 521 amino acids. Gene Ontology annotation, cellular component: endosome; lysosome. The record is from RefSeq and is a predicted model, not a curated record. The transcript has 10 exons.
AUGGGGGACAACGAUGACAGCGAGAUCAUAGAGCACCACGUCGACGAGGAGAUGGAGAAGAAAGGCACGAGGAGCCACGCAGCCUCCUCCUCGUUCCUGGAGAGCGUCACUCCAUCCGACAGGGAGGGCAACAGCGGCACCCAGUCCUCCCACAGACUGCUGGCCUACAGCGAUGCCCUCGUCUCCAUCAUCGCCACCGUCAUGAUUUUACCCGUUGCCCAUACAAAGGUGGAAGAUAAUGAGGAGUUGAGGGAGAGUUUUCAGCUUCUGCUGACAACAAAGAUUGCUGUUUACUUAAUGACAUUCCUGAUUGUGACUGUUGCAUGGGCUGCUCAUAUCAGAUUAUUUCAAGUGAUUGUACGCAUUGAUGACUGCCUUGCACUGCUGAAUCUUGCCUGCAUGAUGCUGAUAACCUUUCUACCGUACACAUUCUCUCUGAUGGCGACCUUCCCUAAAAACGUCCUCGGGAUUUUACUGUUCUGUGGUUGUGUGAUGGUGAUGGGCGUCAUUCAGUCGGUGAUUGUGUUGUACGCCUUCAGCCGUCCCUUCCUGCUGAACGAGCAGAUCCAGAUCUCAGAGAACCAAACCUUCUACAAACACCACAUCCUCAAAGUCAUCAUGCGGGUUCCCCUCAUGUGCUUCUUCGCCAGCAUCUUCUCCUUCAUCUUCUUCCCGCUGUCUUACAUGCUGUUGGCAAUUGUCAUCUUCCUGCCGUACAUCUCCCAGAGUUUGAAGUGGUGUCGCAGCAAAGCAAUAGGUCAGGUGGAGGAGACUCCAGACUCCAUGUUGUUUUACACCUACCUGCCUAACGAGCCCCUCAGUAAGGACAGAGUGGAAGCUUUCAGUGAUGGAGUUUACGCCAUCGUAGCAACACUUCUCAUCCUGGAUAUAUGCGAAGACAACGUUCCUGACCCAACCGUUGUGCAGAACCAGUUUGGCGGUAGCCUGAUAGCAGCUCUGCAGGUCUACGGCCCAGAGUUCCUCGCUUACUUUGGUUCCUUCGCCACAGUAGGCCUUCUUUGGUUUGUGCACCACUCGCUCUUUCUCCAUGUCACCAAGACAACUCGCUUUAUGGGCCUCCUGAACACAUUCUCACUGGCGUUUGUUGGAGGUUUGCCUUUAGCCUACCAGCUAACACACGAAUUCCCACACAACUCUCGCAACGAAUUGGAAGCCAUUCAGAUUAGCUGUGUGAUCAUUUUCUUUGCUGGUAUAUUCCAGCUCACUAUUUGGGUGGUCGCUCUUUACAGUGAACAGGAAACUCUGCAUCCUUAUGUACGAUAUGGCGGGCGUGAGCAUGUGUUUAUGCUAGCCAAGCUAGCUCUGUACCCCUGUGUAGCUCUGGGGACAUUUUUCCUAACAUGUAUUUUGAGUAAAUUUAGCGCCCAAAUUUUCCACCUGAUGGAGAUUACAGUGCCUUUUGCUUUUCUUGUGUUGAGGCUGUUGGUGCGUGCCGGGCUAGCUUUGCUGCGACUAAUUUUCUGUCCCGAUAGGCCCGACCCAAGGUCUGUUGUAGAAGAGGAAGACGACGAGACAAGAGUGCCAUUCAAUGCCUUAGUCACCUAGCUAGCUUGAAGGGAAGUGGCAAAAAAAAAAACACGCUAUCUGAGGAGUGAGGCAUUAUUGCUAAAAUGCUUGGUCUCUGAAAGAGUUACAGUAAGGGUUUGAAUAAGGAACAACAUGGAAAAGAUGACUGUUUUCAACAUUUAAACUGGUUCCUGAGAAGGAAUCAGUGCAAAUGCGAUUAGAUGUGACCACGAUGAAGGCGAAGUAUGGAAGUGGACCAGAGCAAUGAAGGAUACUGACAGCCAAAGCCUAUCCAUUAAUUUGAUUUGUUAAACGACAACUUAAAAUAUAUAAUAAUGCUAGUUUUGUUUAGCGAAUAAUCAACAAGUCAUCUUCAGGCACUCAAAAGCUAGCAUUUAAAUGACCCACACUAAGGUUCAGUGUUGCCAACUCCAAGUUGCAUUUGGCCGUCCUAAAAGUCGUUAAAUGAUGUCAUCACCUAAUUUUGUUUUUAAGGUUUCCCGCUCACAGUAGUAGCAAAAGGUCCAAAAUGAGAAUGGCUAUAAUUCAUGACUGAAGUUAGUUGGUUGUACUUUUCACCCUGAAAAGGUGCAGCGGAACAUUUUUAUUAUAACAGAUCAGUUUCUAUGCCAGGUACAGGUGUGAUGAACAGUCCGUCCAACUGCUAUUGUUUGAAUUCAGCCUAUUUGUUCAGUCGCAUUCAGUUGCAGAAAUUCAUAUAUGAGAGCUGAUGGCUUAAGUAUACUUUGUGUAUGACAGGGGGUUAUGACAGUUUUCUCAAAUUUGUCUCCUUUGGCCCAAAUAUAACUGUUGGAGUUGACCUGUUACCAAACAAGAAUGGGUGUAAGUCUGUAGUUUUUGGCACUUUAAACAUUGUACUGACCAGGGAUAGCUAUACAAUUUCACAUUGCACUAUUUUAAAAUAUUUUGAUUCAGAGACUUGUGUGUAAUGGCCACCCGAAAGUAAGUCUUACAGUCAAACAUGUCGCAAUGCUGUAUUAUCUCUGCUAUUACCUUUUAAUUGGAAAAUUUUCAGGUUUUCUUGAACAUUCUGUUAUUAGAAAGUAAUGUCAACUUAAUGUUAUCAUUUAAAAUUUUUGAGAGGUUUGUAAAAACAAGUGUAGUACAUUUCUGCAACAUAGUACUGAGAUACUGAAAGGGGACCUAUUAUACUGCAUUUCCAGACCUAUAUUGUAGUUCUGUGACUCCUCUAUGGUACCUUUUGCACAAUUCAAAGGUCAUGGCGUGUUUACCAGGAAGAUGGGGCUGCGCGCUCCUUUGUGGGUGGGGCCGGUUUUCUGUGCCUGGAGCAAAUUACUAUAUAGGGAAAACCGGCACUGUAUGACAUCCUAAGGAGCCGUUAGUAGAAAAUAACUGUUGAAACCAGAGCAUUCAGAACAGGGGAAAUCUGAGGUUUUGGCUCACAGGGUUUCUUUUAAAUACUUUUACCUCAUUAUUUGAAGCAUUGGCCACAUUUAACAUAUAUAUCUGAUAUGAACAUUAUACAUAUGACAGAAAAAAUGGAAAAGCAUAAUAGGUCCCCUUGAAGCUAUUUAUUUCACUGUAAUGAUGAUGUGCUUUGCUAUGAUGUACAGUUAUGUGUUUGAUACUGAGUGAAAAGGGACACAAAUCUGAAAGGCACUUUAAUGGAAACCUGUAAGGUGAUGGGGAAGGGUUAGAUAUAUCAAUAAGAAUGUGAGCAUGGGGCAGCUUCUAGAUCUAAGCCCGGUUUGGUUUUCUACGUAUUUGUCUCCAAAUUCCGUUUGACAGAUUUCUGUUCUCAAUUCUUGGCUGUGGUCUGUUUUGUAAUUGCUAUAUGAGUGCAAAUGUCACACUGCAAAAUCCUUUUUUUUUUUUUUAUAUGUCUGUCAAGCUUUAUUUUGUGAAUAAAUCUGAAGUUAUUACCACAAUGUGAAA